UUGGGGAAGUGCGUCAGCGGGGCUUAACGGCCGUCUGGUUUUCGGUGAAGGCUCGUCCGCUUCGGCACCAACUAGCUCGCACUACCGGCCCAGAAAAGGGAGGCACGCGGCGCGAGCGUCAUGGCGCGAGCUGUGCGGGUCCUCUCCAGGCUCGCUGCGCUGCCCGCACUUUCUGUUCACUGCCGGCGACCGGCGAGCAGCAGAGGAGCCGGCGGGGCGAGGACGGGGCCGAGCCGCGCGCACGGAGCUCCGCGAGACGCCGACGAGAUGUCCGCUGGGGACUUCGGACUGGAGGAGGUAGAAGACAAGCUGCAGGCCCUGGCCGAGGAGGAGAGGAAGGGGCAGAGGACCUUGAAGUAUCACAUACUGAGAAGGCAAAUGACGCCGCCCGGAGCUCCACAGAGGAAGCUGAGCUGGGAUGCCAUUGAGCAGAUCAGGUAUCUAAAGCAGGAGCAACCAGAGGAGUGGACAGUGGAGCGUCUGGCUGAGGGCCACUCGGUCACCACUGAUGUCAUCCUCAGAGUCCUCCGGAGCAAGCACGUCCCUGCUGCGGAUCGGAAAAUAAAGCAGGACGCUAAAGUGAUGUCUGUUCUCGGCCAGCGAGCGCUGCCUUCAGGUGGCGGGACCGGGCAGAGUAGGCUGAGGCCGCCUGGGCACCUUGCAUCAGCUGCACUCUCAGCAGGAGGUAGAGAACGUGCCGUGGUGCCUGUGGCUGACCGGACCAGGAUGUUCCGGGGGGAAGGUCAAGGAUCCCUGGCAAAUAUUCCCGCGCCUGCUACGCUCCUGACCCCCCGGCUCAGCGCUGGUAGUAAAGACGCGCCCGGGCCGAGAUCAGAAGAAGACCACGGCCGUGCUUCUGACGCAAGGCCUUCAAAGGACGUCAAAGAGGACGAGCACAGCUGGGAUGGACAGCUGCUGACAGACCAGGAACUUGAAGAGUUCAUGGAAAUGGAAAAGCAAAAGCCUUGCUCUGUGGUGCAAGUUGGCAAUGAAGUCUUUGAUGCAGAGGGCAACUUUUUGUAUAGAAUCUGAGAACAUCACACUUAGAGCGAUGUGAUGUUCAAGUCUCAUUUAUCUGCGGUGUGACUUUCUAAAGAAAUGACUGAACAUGCAAAAUAAAAACAUAUUUAAUGCAUUUCUUCAACAAUACAAAGAGUUCUUCUUUUAAGACUAUUUAAGAACCAGAAUGUUUGAUAGAUCCCCUUUGUAAACAACAUCGUGCUGCUGUAACAUAAGAGCCGGUGACAGAAAUAGAGGAACGUAUGAAUUUAUUGCCAAACCAAAAGAAAAUGGUCUCAAAUAUACGUAUAUUUACAGAACCAUCACAAGGACUUAUUUUAUACAGCAAUUUUAAACCGUAAGAAAUGUGUUAUUCACUUAAUGCAAUAAACCAUUAUAUGUAACUUGCGAGCGUCUCCCAGUGUAUAACUACAUAAAAACCGUGUAUCCACUAUGGUUUUUAAUAUCACCAGUCAGAAUUAUGCAUCGUACCAAGACAUGAAAGAAUCAUCAGGUUAUUGUGGACUUGACUUGUCUGUGGAUUUAAACCGUAAGAGUUAACAUGCAGUUCAAUGGGAGUUUGCAUGAAGCACAAGUGCAACUUGAGGGCGUCGAUGACAUUUUGGAGGGAACUGGUUACACUUGAUAUGAAUCGUAGAUGCUGGCCUCGCAUCACGUCCUCACAACAGGCACUUGUAGAACCACAUCCAAUUUACCGUACUCUGAAUCAACUAAAGUCCUGCAUGUAAGCAACAAAUUCAACACAAGACAGACGAUUGUACAAGAAAUGUUUGGGGGGAAAAAAAACAA
Molecule: messenger RNA, 1809 nt
Organism: Gasterosteus aculeatus aculeatus (three-spined stickleback)
Lineage: Eukaryota; Metazoa; Chordata; Actinopteri; Perciformes; Gasterosteidae
Gene: ngrn
Product: neugrin, neurite outgrowth associated
Cellular component (GO): nucleus
Source: RefSeq, a predicted model, not a curated record